Arabidopsis thaliana (thale cress) is the source of this 627-nucleotide messenger RNA. RefSeq names its product Copper transport protein family. Gene Ontology annotation, molecular function: metal ion binding. The transcript is spliced from 5 exons. The coding region runs from base 1 to 534 and encodes 177 amino acids. The record is from RefSeq and is marked reviewed. Lineage: Eukaryota; Viridiplantae; Streptophyta; Magnoliopsida; Brassicales; Brassicaceae.
AUGCAGGAGGAGACAGUUGAAUUCAAGAUGGAUGUUUCUGAUGAAAGCAUCAAACGGGAAGCUAUGAAAAUUGUCUGGAUGUUUUCAGGAGUUACUUUGGUAGACAUCAAGGAAAAAGGUAUAUUAAAGGUGAAGGGAAAAUUUGAUAAGAUUGACAUGGGGAGCAAACUACAUGAGAAAGAUAAAUCUGUUGACAUAAUCAACCCAAAUGGAAACCGGGGGCAAUAUCGCAUUCCGGGUUAUACUACAGUCUACAAUUAUCUAACCACUCCAAAAAUACAGGAGAUAGUUGUAUUCAAGUUUAACGUUCUUGAUGAAAAAAUCAAACGUGAUGUUAUGGAAGUUAUCUGGGAGUUUUCAGGAAUUACUUCGGUAGAGUUGAAGAGAGAUCAUCAACUAGAGGUGAAGGGAGGAGAAUUUAAUAAAGUCGCAAUGUCGACAAAGCUAAAGCGCAUAGAUGAAUCUGUUAGCCUUAUCAUCAACUAUACGCGAACAAAGAAAUUGGGCUUUAGUUUAUACGAUCUAUAUCGAUGAGAAUCUGAGCAACACAAGUAUUUGAGCAAAAAUAUAUAUGACUCCAUUUUAUUUUCUGAUGUUUUAAUUUUCUUGGGAAUUCUUUUCCACCUC